Messenger RNA from Haliotis rufescens (red abalone), 4425 nucleotides. RefSeq names its product WD repeat-containing protein on Y chromosome-like. Lineage: Eukaryota; Metazoa; Mollusca; Gastropoda; Lepetellida; Haliotidae. The transcript has 4 exons. The record is from RefSeq and is a predicted model, not a curated record. Bases 254 to 4018 code for a protein of 1254 amino acids. Gene Ontology annotation, molecular function: protein binding; calcium ion binding.
ACUUGCAUCGCCAUGGAACGUUGCAGGCAAAAUGCGUCACAAUUGCCAUGACGUCGUAGGCAUUCCAAUGUCACCAUGACGAGAAAACAACCAAACAUUGGUGGCCAGUCCAUCAUGGCGGUCGCUUUGUUAUCAGGCAUCAGAUAAGGCAUCUACAUACGACCGCAUUAUAUACUGGCGAAGAAGGUAAACGUACACAACGGACACACUGAAACAAUUGUAAGUCGAAACAUCUUCUAAGGAAACUGGCAAUAUGAAGCGUCUCUCCCUGGAACCAUCGGCAACAAAGCCGACAUCCAGACCUAAACUCGAUCCCGGGGGAAGAAGAAGAUCACUAGCCCCCACAACGGGAUGGACAGACCACCCCUCCAUCACCUACUUUGGUGGUCGGAGAAACAUUAGAGCUGCUGGGGAUGUCAACUUGGAACCAGUCACAGCCAAUGUCAAACUCAGCAGAUUGCAGAUGCUAUUCGCAAAGGCCAGCCUGGCGGGCUUAGGGGGUUUAUCUUUGGAUGAGUUCAAGGUCGCCAUUCGGCAGACUUUGCACCACGACAUCAACGACUUCGACCUUGAAAUGAUGUUCAUGAAGAUGGACGCCAACUGUGAUGGCAGAAUAGACUGGGAGGAGUACCUCACGUACAACCUCCUGGAGUACAAGGAGAAGAACCAGAUGAUGCAGAUGCUGAGAGAUAUGCCCUUUCCAAACGAUAUGAAGGAAAUUCAGACAAAGCACCACGAACUCAUAGUCCGAGUCUCCUUCUAUCCCCACCUCACCAAGAGGAGCACCAAGGUCGACCCAACUAAAGGCAAGUAUGCUACCCUCAGUAGAGACGGGGUGGUGAGCUUCUGGACUAUUCAGAUGAAACAUGUACGGUCGAUCCCAGCAUUCAGCCCAGCUGACCGCAAAACACAGCCGUGGUAUGUCGAAAUGGCGUGUCUCUAUAACAACAAUAUGCUGGCAGUCGCUUCAACAGAGCGGGAUAUCACCUUCUUCGAAGUGUCGAGCAAGAAGCUUGUGAAGCGGUAUAUUAUCACUGGGUUGGAAGAUUGUAUCACGUGUUUAGACUGCCGGGCAGACUUAAAGGACAGGAAACAUACCGUUCUCCUAUGGGGAGACACUGCUGGCAACCUUUUCUCGGUCAACUUUGAAAUUCAGAGAGGAGGUGCAAUGUUCGGUACGCUGGAUCAGAAGAAAGACUCGGUUAAGAAAUUCAGUUUUGCCGAACUAUUCAGAGGGUACGUGCCAAAAGUGAAAGCUUACAAGUUAGGCAAUGUUCACGAUGAUUGGGUGUGCAAGAUACAGUAUGUGCAAGAGCUCAACUGUGUCCUGUCAUGUUGUCAAAGUACCAACACUGCCCUCUUUAUGGGAGACUUCGUCAAGAAGAAACCGCCGGCCUAUUUCAAAGCGAUGAAAGGUCUCCUCUGCUUCGACUACUGCCCCAUGCAUAAUAUCAUCGCAACAGGCGGUAUGGACUAUAACGUUCGCAUUUGGAACCCGUAUGUCGUCAACAGGGCGAUAGUCAUCCUCAAGGGGCAUAACAAACCAGUCAUUCACACAGUCUUAAAUGGGAGAAAAAACAUGCUGAUUAGUAUCGAUAAAGGAAAAACAAUCCGGAUCUACGACCUGAGGGACCAUAGCUGCCUUCAGCACAUUAGUGGUCGCAUGGUCAAACUGGGUCAGUUCUCCAUCUCUGCCGUCUGCUUCAACCGGAAGUUGCAGCAUCUGAUUCUUGCGACCAAUCUGUUAGCUCUGCUCGAACACAAGGACGAGGACGUCAAGAUUACAGAAGUUAUAUCCCAUACUAAACCGGUGGUGACAGCACUUUACAACCCCACCUUCAACGUGAUGGUCAGCGCCUGCGAGGGGUCUGUGGUCAGCAUUUGGAACAUCGAGAAUGGAGAGAAAGUAAUGCAGUUCAUCAACGCUCACAGUUCAAUCGAGAAUGGAGUCGAAAUUCCCGUUGAAAUUACGGUUAUGACAUUUGACACGGUAGGCCGACGCGUCAUUACCGGUGCGAGAGAUGGCAGCGUCAAAGUAUGGAACUUUAACAAUGGCGCAUGUCUCCAGAAUUUCCAAAUUCCUGAACAUAGCGUUAUAACAGGGAUUGUAAGUUCCAAACACCGCAUCUACGUAACUGGAUGGGACAGGAGAGUUCACAUUUACGUGGAUGGCGGAGGUGAGGAGAGCCGAAAGACGUGGCAGACACGACACAAAGAAGACAUCCUCAGUAUUGCAUACCUCAGCCCUAACAUCAUAGCAACCAGUUCUUAUGAUGGCGACAUCGUCAUCUGGUCACGUGACACGGGACACAUGUACAGCCGUCUUAAUGCUCACCUUGGUGUGCGACCAAUCAUUGAUCACUUUCAGAUGGAUAAUAGGGAUGAGGCAGAGGAGGAUCCCGAAACGGACAUCCCCGAAACUUCAAACCCCAGUCAGCCUUCCUCAAUCCCCACCCCAGCAGAUGGCAGGGUUUCUUCCAAGGGACGCAGCACUAGCAGCCCAAGGAAGAGUCUGAUGUUGGGCUCUCGGCUGGGGAGAUUGAAGGAGGGAGAGGAAGCCUCUUCCGAGGGCAGCACCCCAAAUAAGACGGCUUCAAAACAUUCAUGUGAACACCCCCUUCUCCGUGCCCUCGACAGUGAACGGAACAGCAGCCCGUCGGGAGAGUUUAAACCAAGGAGCAAGUUCAGCAGAGAUGAGUACGAAACUAUCAGUCAAGCUUACGAGGCAGCGGUCGAGAAAAUAGUAUUUCUUGAAACACGUGAAGCUCUGGAGAAGAAGACAGCUAUAAUGGUAACAGCAGGUGCUGAUGGAUGGGUUCGAGCCUGGUCUAUUCAUCACCAAGGAGGACUUCUGGGGCAGUUCUAUGCAUCUCAUGUGGUAGGGGACAGCAUUUCGACUGUCGAAACUGAUGCCCAAAACAGAUAUCUCUUCACGGCAGACAUGUCUGGGUAUAUCAAAAUCUGGGACCUUGUUGACUACUGCACCAGCACAAAAAUGUCGCAGAGAGAAGAAACCAGACACCUAGACCGGCUGAAGGAAAAGUUCACUUUUCUUAGGGUUGAAAGCGCCUAUGGCCAUAGCUUAUUCCAGAUUACGAAACAAGCCCGGAUAUUAAACUCCCGUCCACCUCCUCAGCGCAGCAAACCCGAAAAGAACAUGAAGACACCACGCCUACUCAACUCUUUCCGCGCUCAUAUAUGCCCUAUCAAUAGUAUCACCUUCAUAGAAGACCGUGAACUGAUCAUCACCGCCAGUAUGGAUUGUGCCAUCAGACUGUGGACCAUCUGUGGAAGAUACAUUGGGACAUUCGGGGAGAAGUGGAAUAAGCUGCCAAGGACUAUCAUCCCCGACAACAUCAAAAGGAACAUACCCAAAGAGCUACGUCGAGUAGGUUCUGCUAAAACGCUUAGGGUUCUCAACGGAGGCCAAGCACCUCACUGGGAGCUCGCUAUGAAGGUAGUUCGGCAGAGGGGCUUGGAACAGUUGAGGACACAGUUACCACACCUGCAGAGGCUGGACUACACAGGUACACCCGACAACGCUGAGCAGAAGGUUGGGGGCAGCAACAUCUUGGGCAAGUCUUACAAGGGGAAGGUCCGCCACAAAAUGCCGCCAGUACUGCCGAAACUCAUCGAAACCCCUAGAACUAUUGCUGUGUAUCACUCCAUUCCAUUUGUUGAUUUGAGUCCCAUCGGCCUUGUUCACUCUCCAGAGGUCAUUGAAGGAAUCAACAAACGCAGGAGGGCAGCCGCAUUAAGAUACUCAGCCAACAUCCAAGCAGGUCUGAUCUCAAAUUUCAUCAAGGUUAUCGCCAAACCAGUGGUGGGAUUCUCCAAACUGGGACCAAACAAUCGUCUGAAGAGAAUAAUCAGUUUUCACCGGCGUCCGAGAAGUCGAAACGGAACUCCAGACACCGAAGAUAUACGCAGUACACUCACGAACUGUCCGAGCACAGUGACUUCGGCAAGUCCAGAUUCAAGGUCAAGUCAUGGGGGGAAGCUGUAUCAGAUGGAAUGACAGACAUCGUCAGAUGUUUCCGGCGCAUCGGAGUAUAAUGGAUGAAUAGUUGAUUUGGUUCUUUCGCGUUUGUUAAGGAACUUUCUAUCAGGAGAUGACGUGCUUAGAGUAGCAUUAUGUUCACUUGACAAUCUAUUAUUAUAACGUGUAUGACAUAUGAAAUAUACAUUACCAAUAACAAAAUUAAAUACUUGCUCAUAUUGAAGCUUAAAAACUACAGUACAUCAGAAGAAUAAAUAUAGCAGUUAUGAAUGGAGCUGUUAACGAUGAAACAGUCAUACAAACCGAUUUCUCUGUCGUGCUUUAAUUUUUAUUUUUAAGUGAUUUGAAUAUUUACGUUUUAUUUAAUAUUGUAUUUUCGACACGUUUAACCAGUUUUAUAUGAAUAUUAAAUUUUGUGUAUGGCC